This is a messenger RNA of Oncorhynchus gorbuscha (pink salmon), 2313 nucleotides long. RefSeq names its product fibroblast growth factor 8-like. Gene Ontology annotation, molecular function: type 1 fibroblast growth factor receptor binding; type 2 fibroblast growth factor receptor binding; growth factor activity. Gene Ontology annotation, biological process: limb morphogenesis; neuron differentiation; positive regulation of cell population proliferation. The transcript has 5 exons. Gene Ontology annotation, cellular component: cytoplasm. The record is from RefSeq and is a predicted model, not a curated record. Bases 877 to 1353 code for a protein of 158 amino acids. Lineage: Eukaryota; Metazoa; Chordata; Actinopteri; Salmoniformes; Salmonidae.
UUCUGCAGAAAAGGGGGGCUUGUUCCUCGCAGAUCGCCCUUCCAUUUUAACCAGGGGUGUGAGUGCGAACAAGGGGCUGACAUUGGAGCCUGCGAUGGGAGUAGAGGAGGGGAGACGGGAGUCGCCAGUCCUGCACUACCGAACACUGAAGCAACAUCACCCGCUCUGAACGCACGGGACGCGCACGUUAUCCACCACGCAAAAGCCAGAUAUAAACUCUCUACAACAGGAUACACUGGAUGAUAGCGAUUGAGGAUUCUCUGAAGGAAUUACAAAGAGAUAGCAAUCUGCAGCAAAUUAACUGUCAUCUUCAUUGGCUUCGGAUGACCUUGCAUUUGUAUCCUUAUUAUUAGAACACUCAUCCAGCGCUUUCUUUGCCAAAACUUGAAUGCACCUCUCUUCUAAGUAAGUGCACUUAAACGUUGCUAAUCGAGAGGGCCGCCUGACAGAUAGACAGUUAUUAUCAAUAAUCAUUUAUCAUUCAUCAUUAUUAUCAAUUAUCAUUGUCACAGUUUCACAUUUUACUGGCAAGGUUGUCGAUCAGUUGUAAGCGUCAGCCUUGCCAAAACAGGCUAUGGACAUUUAUUUGACAUGAAAUGUACCCACAUUUUUACAAAACAAUAAUAGACUUAACCACUUCUUCCACCAUCUUUGGUCGUUUUGGAUUUUAAUGAAGUUUUUGAAGAGCGACGACUUAAUCAAUUGCAACCGACACCAGUGUUUCACACAGCUUACCUUUACCAAAUAACCUCGAUUUUGGAACACUGCAAGCCCUGUGGUCUGUAUUUAUCGAAGGAACAAUCAACACAAUCAACAUGCGACGCCUCCCUUCCCGGUUGAGUUAUCUGUUCCUACACUUCUUCGCAUUCUGUUACUAUGCUCAGCCGAACCAGCGGGAAGCAUGUGCAGGUUCUGCCCAACAAGAAGAUCAACGCCAUGGCAGAAGAUGGAGACAUACACGCCAAACUUGUCGUAGAGACGGACACGUUUGGAAGUCGCGUGCGGAUUAAAGGAGCAGAGACAGGAUUCUACAUCUGCAUGAACAAGAAGGGAAAGCUGAUCGGGAAGAAAAAUGGGCAAGGCCGCGACUGCAUCUUCUCAGAGAUUGUCCUGGAGAAUAACUACACAGCGCUGAGGAACGCACGCUUCGAGGGUUGGUACAUGGCUUUCACCAGACGUGGACGCCCCCGGAAAGGCUCGCAAACACGGCAGCAUCAACGCGAGGUCCAUUUUAUGAAACGACUGCCUCGGGGAUCCAAUCCCACUCACCCGGCCCAGCACAAGGCCUUUGACUUCGUCCAUUACCCCUUCAGCCCCAGGACUAAACGCAUACGCUACUCAGCCGAAGGCUGAGGGGGGCAGAGAGGGUGAGACAGAGGAUAAAAAACAAUGACUGAAGCAAGAAUUAACUCCUUUCCAAAACCUCUAGAGACAUUUGUUUUGUACUGAGCGUUACUAUACCUAACAUGUAGUUUUUCUAUUUUUUUUUCAAAAAGUACAUUUUUUAAAAGAUAAAACCCAAUAACAAAUAUAUUUUUGUACCUGAUACUUUUAGUACUGAUGUGUUGUUUUUAGAUGCACAUAACUCAUCAUCGAACAUUUGGGGUGCUGACAUUUUAGUAAAGCGUGGACUUUGUAUUGUCUCUCUGUAUUUUGGGUUGUGUUUUUGCUUUUGUUUGACUGUUCAGAGUCGUUUGGACUCACACCUGCUGCUCCAAGAGACUUGAAGGGCCCUGAUCGACCGCACUGCCAGAAAAUGCUGCGUUCAGAGACACAUACAGUAGAUACAGUAGAUACACACACACACACACACACACACACACACACACACACACACACACACACACACACACACACACACACACACACACACACACACACACACACACACACACACACACACACACACACACACACACACACAGCAUCGAUGCUGCAUUCAGGAGCGCCAUGUUGAGUAACGUUGUGUUCAGUAUCACACACAGCCACAACACCUCUGUUGAACGCUGUGGUGUGACCUUGCUACUUUGGGAAUUCUAUAGAGACAAACGCUGUUAAAGCUAACAGUGCUUUAGGUACACACAAUGGAAAAUGUGGCAGCUAUAUUGAUAAUCACAGGUUUCCUGCAAUGGUUAUAACUGUAAAUUAGAGGUGUAAAAAUGCAUUGAUAUGUCGGAAACCCCCUUUGUUUUUGUUACCCUGUCUGUUUUUAUACAUAUAUAAAUCUAUUUUUAUUUUAAGGAUGUGUACAAAUAAUUUUAACGAUGGAUUAUUUAUUUAAAAUGUGUAAUAAAUGUACAUUAGAAUACUGAU